UGUUUGUAUGUAUGUAUAAAGGGUUUCUAUCAUUCUGAAUAAACAUCACUAACGCCCGUUCCCCACCGCCUCUCAGUGGAAAAAAGAGCAGCUCUCUGAAUACACCGAUGGCGGCUCGGGCGGCGCUCGCGGCGGCUUCCUCCAUCUCCCGUUCCUCCCGCCCCUCUCCGGCGGCCAAACUCAUUCCCCGUAGGGGCCUCGCUGGCGGCGGUGAUCAACAUGGACCGCCAAAGGUUAACAUUUGGGAAGACCCGCUGAGUCCAUCUAAAUGGAAGGAAGAGCAUUUCGUACUUGCUAGUUUAGCUGGCUGGUUCUUGCUAGGUUAUGGAGGAUACAAGCUGUUCGGUGGAAAGAAGGGAAAGAAGGAAGAGGUAGUGGCAGGGAGUACGUGAGGUGUCUCAGUUUAAUCCGAGUAGUGGAAAGUAGCAACAGUACACAGGAAGUUGGGGAAUCAGCGAAGUAGAGUACUUAUGUCUGCACUACUGCUUUCUUUCUUCUGUGAAGAACCUGGAAAUAAAGCACUUGCAAAGGCAUGAAUGAAACCUCUUGAAGGGUUAUAACUUUGUUCUGUUUUAUCAAGUUUUGUGGUAGGCUAUAUAAUGUGAGAGCUUUUCCUGUAAUCUCAGUGAAUACUUUGAUAUGUGACAAACUCAUUGUUUUGUUGGGUUUAAUCACAUUAUGAUAAAUUUCCACAACAACUCUGUUAUUAAUUUAUCACUCCUGGAGAUUGUUAACUUCA
Molecule: messenger RNA, 739 nt
Organism: Elaeis guineensis (African oil palm)
Lineage: Eukaryota; Viridiplantae; Streptophyta; Magnoliopsida; Arecales; Arecaceae
Source: RefSeq, a predicted model, not a curated record